UGUCCUCCACGUCUAAUUGCCCCUGGAUCUGCAGCUCGUAGGGCAUUGGCACCCGCGUCCCGGACGGGCACGAAUCUCUCGCUGCAGCCCCCGACGCGUUCCGUUCGCCCGUCCUUGUGAUGAUGCUGCAGGUUGCAUCCUGCCAGAUAUUGAGACAUGUCCCGACCUUCACAAUAUGCCCUCCAUGCCACCCUGGGGGAGCAAGAGAACAGGCUGCCGUGGAGUCCUCUGCCCUCCGUCCCACAGCUGUCCACUCUGGCCGGUUCCGGUGCUUUUUCAGGGACGAUGCAUCUCCUCCUCCUGGCUCUCCUCACUUGCCUGACAUCCGUAGUUAAGGGGAAGAUAUUUGGGCGUUGCGAACUGGCCCACAAGUUGAAGGCAGCGGGCUUGGAUGGGUACCAUGGAUACAGCCUGGCUAACUGGGUCUGCUUGGCCUUCUACGAGAGCCACUUUAACUCGGGAAUGGUGGACCAUGAAGCCGACGGCAGCACCAGCAACGGCAUCUUUCAGAUCAACAGCCACGUCUGGUGCGAUGACCUCGAGCAUCCGUCCCCGAAUCUCUGCGAUCUGCACUGCACAGAUUUGCUGACCAGUAACCUCAAUGAUGACAUUACCUGUGCUAUGCGGAUUGUGCAAUCUCCCAGAGGCAUGGGGACUUGGAUGGCUUGGAGGAACAACUGCGAAGGCCUUGAUUUGUCUCACUGGCUGAAAGGAUGUGACUUGUGAGAGGAGCCAGGUGGGGAAAAGACCUCUGUGGAAAUGCUUGGGGCCCGUCAUGUGGCGUCGCUGACUUCUGGGAGCGGAACAGUCGGACACGGGCGGACAAAUGUGAUUCCAGCUCCGCUCGGGCCCUUUUACCGAGGAAAGGGACCGUCGCUCCUAGAGUGAGAGCCAGAUCUCGCGGCAUAAAAAAGAUUUGUUCACA
Molecule: messenger RNA, 925 nt
Organism: Sphaerodactylus townsendi
Lineage: Eukaryota; Metazoa; Chordata; Lepidosauria; Squamata; Sphaerodactylidae
Product: sperm acrosome membrane-associated protein 3-like
Exons: 6
Coding region: 157-726 (189 amino acids)
Biological process (GO): fusion of sperm to egg plasma membrane involved in single fertilization
Cellular component (GO): sperm flagellum; acrosomal vesicle
Molecular function (GO): lysozyme activity
Source: RefSeq, a predicted model, not a curated record